AUGAGUCGAGGGCAGCACAAGUACAAACCUGCAGAUGCAACACCUGUGGUGCGUGGCGAGAGCAGCCAGGGUGGUGCUGUGGAUGCGCUCCAAGCUGCUGCAGAUCGCAUUCGCACGAACGCGAACAAACGUCCACACACGGAUAGGGUGGGAGAGUGCACUCGCAUGACAGACAACGCUGACGCUGCCGAGAUGAACGAGGAUCAAACAGGGUAUCAUUUCUACCCAGGAGGUGAUGCGUCACACGUCGACGUUGACACCCGUGUGUACCGUUUUGUAAGGACAGCAGCGGGGGGUUCCGGUCUCUCGCGGGUGGAUAUCAAGGAGUUGAUAUCCAUCUUCAUAGAGGUGUUGAGUAAUUCGGGGCGUUUAUCGAUCAAGUCACUCGCCGCGUUUGACAGCUACGAGAAGAUGCAACUUGCCGACGCUAAUUUGCACCCAUUCGAACAGGUUAACCUCACGAAGGAGGGGAAUUUGCAGCCAGUCAUCAUGUGGCGCCGUUCCGUGCUGUCAUGCGUGAAGAGCCUUUACGAGAACGAGGCGAACGCUUCUGGUUUCGUCGUGAAACAACCCAAGGAGAUUCCUAAUGCAAAACGGAUUUACAAAGGUCCUGAGACGGGGAGCUGGUGGCGUGAAGUUCUUCAAGAGUUGCCUCAAGGAGCGUCGGUAGUUGCUGUGAUCAUUUACUCGGACGAGACAACACUCACCAUCGAUGGAGGCCUCAAAGGAUGGCCUGUGUACAUUUCACUCGCCAACAUCGCUGCGGGGAACCGUUGGAGAACGCACGGCCAUCGACUCGUCGCUUUGCUACCUGACGACGACGGCAGUUUCUACUCGAAGGCGGAUCAACCACGUCGACGGCUGGAAGUGUUCCAAGAGGCUCUGGAUCUCAUCAUGGAGGAGUUGAAGGUUGGACAACACGAGUAA
Molecule: messenger RNA, 927 nt
Organism: Closterium sp. Yama58-4
Lineage: Eukaryota; Viridiplantae; Streptophyta; Zygnematophyceae; Desmidiales; Closteriaceae
Source: the annotation of a GenBank genome assembly